ACUUCAAACUUCAACAAAUCCCAUGAUUAUUUUCUGUGGAAUGCCCAGAGGUUAGUGAGGAUUCGUCUUCCGUAUGUUUCAAGGGGAAUUUGGCGUGAAAGAUAAGGUGGAAAGAAUGAAUGGAGUCCCUGGACUGUUGCUCUAAUUUGAGUUUGUCCUGUUGUGAUAAUUGUCUUCCAACCAGUGGUCUCGAUCUUGACAGAAUUCUUCGUGGUGAGGAAUUUCAGAUCUAGAUCUGCAGAAACCAAGUUUUGUUCAUAGAUUUGCCAGGCUGAGAUUUUUCAUCGUCUGCAGGCAGUAGAUGUAAUUUUUCUGAGGUUGUAUAGUUGGGGUAGGCUUUGCAGUCGCCAUAACUGAUUUACAAACUGAGACUCCUAAAAGAGGUUUUUGUGUUUGCAAAAGCUGUAAUAUUGCGAAACAGGAUUGUUUUCCUGGCCUGAAAGUUCGUAGCAUAAAUAUAUGCUGAACGUUGCCUGUAAUUGUAUCUUGUGGCUGCGGAAGAAAGAGCUUAACGAUAUGUUAAGUAAAUCGACCAAGAUUCAAACAAUUAUACCUACAAAUAUGCUGAACUUUUUUGAGAAUGGUCAACAUCCAGUUUCAGCAGAUUCCGGGGAGUUUUAUCAUUCUUCAGUUACUCCUGGACACGCGAGGUGUUUAAUUUCAUUCGGAGUUACACGUUUAUAAAUUAGAUGAGAAAUAGAGCUUUUGUAAAUAUAGAUUGUAGCCCAGUUCCAGAAUAUUAAAAAUGGUUGUAGCCAAGUUUCAGGCAAGAAAAUCCAGUAGAAGGUCCAUGUAGCUAUCCGCCUGCAAUUUGUUUUGGUGCAAAUUUUGUCGAAGGUAGAGGAGAAUCCAUGCUUUGUUCGCCUCGUUUUCAGAUAGAAGGAAAUUCUCGAAAAGAGAGGGGUCUCAAGAGUUUACACCCUUCGGCUUCAGGAUAUGCAGUAAUACGGGAGGACGAUCAUAUGACACGGUACAGGUUGCUUGAAGAAGAAAAUUUGAGGCCGAAGAGAAGUAGGUACAACAGUGCAGAAAGGGAAGAGAAAGGAGUUGUUCAGGAGAGCUAUGAAAAUGUAAGUGCGGCUGUUCAAUCCGACUCCAUGUUGAAGGUGAGCAGCGGAGACUCGGAAAUUACGGCUGAACAAAUGGCGGAGAGGAGCUCGGGGAUUACUAGUAGCUCUGAUGGUUAUGACAAUAAUAAUGGAUGCACCCUGAAAUUGGAUCUUGCUCAAUCGUGCAGGACAGAGGCCUCCGAGGCUGCCAUUAAUCAGCAAUUAUAUACUGUUACAGAAAAGUUUCAUGAAACUUUUUCUGAUUCAGGAUUACACAAGUCAAAUGUUGAGGAUAGCCAAGCAAUGAACAGAUCCGAGCGAUUUUGUUCUCCUUUGAGGCAGCCAGUUUCUGGAAAGGACGAGGACUGGCUUGCGCUAGGACUUGGCUGCGGCCAUGCCAGUGGUCAGUCCAAACAUUUAUCCAACAAACCGCACCUGGAAAUGGCAAAAGAUGCCAAUGCAUCAAUAAUAACCUCGAUUGAAGAUAAAAUUAAGAAUGAUCAUCUACCUCUACUGUCCCAUACCUUCAACGCCGGCCAUAAAAGCAAACUGACUACACAAUUACCGCCAUCUUCUUCCACUAUUCAAGCCCGACUGUUUUCCUUUCCCAACAUUUGUAAUUCCAUCUCUCCGCCUCUCCCGAAAGCCGACAAAUUUAGUUUACAGAAAAAUACUAGUGAUUCGAGCUCUUUCUCGGCGCUGAGUCCAUUGCAGCAUUAUACUAUGCAAGAUCAGCAAAGGUCUCAAAAUAUUGCAGUCUUUCCAUCGAUAAAGCAGUUAUACUUAAACUUGCAGGGGCAGGCAAGCGGAGUAAGGCCUUGGCAGUCGAAACAAGCGGCGUACGAUCGGAUCUCAGAGGUACGCUUGUGUGAGCCGAGAAUCGCUGCUUCGACUCACGGUAUCCACAGGUUUUCUCCAGGACAGAAGACUUUUAAUAGCACAACCGUUUCCGCUCUUCCUCGCCAAAAUUCAGACAUUCGAGCCCCCGCUACUGGCCUGCUGCAGCAGACAAUAAGAGAGAAAAUGCAGUAUAACGGUUUAGAUAAUUUCCCCUCGUGGACUAACCAAGAAAUUACCUCCACCAAAAUUUCUCCGCCUCAUAGAACACCGCCAUUCAGACCGCAGCAAUAUUCCCUAAGUGCACUUCUGUCGGACAGAAACAUGGCGCAGGGGCCUUCCUCUCAGUCUCACAGGGUUCUAGAUUCUUCCUGGAAGGAAAAUGUAAAGAUUUUAAAGCCUCGGACAGCCGCUCAAACAAGUGUAUGGUUCGCGCUUCACGCUCUGAAAGAUCAAAACGGAGAUCGUAUGUUGCCGCAGAUUCAAAAGAAUUAUUUGAGAAUCAAGGACGGAACGAUGACCGUACUCGUCUUGAAAAAGUACCUGGUGAACAAGCUGGGAUUGAAUAGCGAAUCAGAGAUUGAGAUCAUGUGCAAGGGAGAGCAUUUGUUGCCUUCGCUGACAUUGCAAUACGUAAGGGAUGUCAUGUGGUUGCCCUCCUUCAGGAACGAUGAUGAUGAAAUUUCUAGUUAUUCUUCAAAUGCCCAUCUCAUGGUCUUGCAUUACCAGAGAAACCGAUCUCAGCCUGCUGCUACCACUCAAUUUCAACCGAGAUGACAGCCAUUUGAAGUCUGAUUUUUUUGAGAUGAUGAUUUAUCAUUUAGCUUGUUUAUGUAUAUCUGAUCAGAUUAUCAGCAUCACCUCUGCAUGCAUAUGAAACCCAAUAGGCAUAUAUACAUAGGAUUUGUCUAACCCGAAAAAACUAAUAAUCUUCCUUCUAGGUCUAUGUAUCUGUCUAUGGGAGUUUCAUCUACAGUUAGAGGUGAUGUUGGUAGUUGGGGAUGUGCCAAAGAGGAUGAAUAAAUAGCCAUGAAUGGUAGAUUAUGAUGAAUGUAACAGUGAUGGAAUGAGUCCAAAGUAACAUUUGUGGAUUGUAAUGUGUCAUUCUUUAUUUUGGAUGUUUUCAUAUCAUAGUAUUUAUUUACAUGUAUCCCGGUAUUUUGAGUA
Cryptomeria japonica (Japanese cedar) is the source of this 3053-nucleotide messenger RNA. RefSeq lists its product as uncharacterized. The transcript has 5 exons. The record is from RefSeq and is a predicted model, not a curated record. The coding region runs from base 852 to 2663 and encodes 603 amino acids. Gene Ontology annotation, biological process: multicellular organism development. NCBI's taxonomy places the organism in Eukaryota, Viridiplantae, Streptophyta, Pinopsida, Cupressales, Cupressaceae.